UUUGAAUACGGAACUGUCAACAAUCAUAUGGUAACCUCAAAAUAAACGCAUGUUUUUCAAAUCUGUGUACAAUAAUAAGUCAACAUGCAAUCUGAAAGUAAACGUAUAUUUUUGCCUAAUUUACCAGAAAAUCUUUCCGAGGAAGAUGUACGACAACGAUUCUUUAAAUUUGGGGACAUAACAUCAAUUGAAAUUAAACACAGAAAUGAUCUCAACGCACGCAAUUAUUCCCACGAAUAUGCCUUCAUUAACCUGGAUACAAAUCCUAAACUUUUGCAGCAGUGCUUUGAUGAGUUUGCAAAUAAAAAAUGGAAUGGAAAUUACGUAGAAGUGCAGCUAGCAAAGGAAUCUUUCCUAGAAAGACUCAAGAAAGAAAGGCAAGAGAAUGCCCAACAACAAAAAACUGAACACAAAGUUGAAAAUAAACAUAAAUCAACAAGUGAAAAUGGAGAUAUUGAAGUUGUUAUCCCCAAGAAGAAAAUAAAACUUGCUCCUGCAUCUCCUGAUAUAAUACCUUCAAAGAAAAUAGCAAAGGAGAAACAAGUUGAAACAGAUGACAGUGAUAGUAGUGUUGAACUAAAUGUAGAUAAAGAUAUAAUACAAUCAGUUUAUGAUGACUGUGUAGUGAAAAGCAAUAAACACAAGAAAGUGAGUAAGAAAAUUGAAGGUGUUGGACUAGCACCAAUUCAUGUACAACAGAAUGGACCCAAGAGAAAGAGCAAGGAUCCACACAGAGAGAAGGCUGAUCAGAAAAGGAUCAACUCAAUGAUGAAGAUGAAGCAGGAUUAUCAACAGCAAAAGUCAUUAAUUAAGAAUGCACUUUCAAAUAUUGAUGGUCAAAAGAAUAAGAAGAUUGUCUUCAAUGAUGAUGAUAUGGAAACAGUUGAAGAAAAAGUUACUGAACCAGAAGAUAAAAAUGAAAAGUUGGCUUUGUUUGAUGGAGAUGAUGAUGAGGAUAACAAUAACAUUGCACAGACUGAGAAUAACUUCAAAUUGCGCGAAGAAUAUGAAGGCAAAAAGGGUAAAAAGCUUUUUGAAAUGCAAGCACGUUUUAAUCAAGAUGCACGUUUCAAAGUCGAUGCACGUUUUGCUGAAGGCGAUAGCAGUGACGAGGCCGAAGAAGAAACAAUUAACGAUAAUCAAGGCUUGGAUGAACGCACACAGCAAUUACAACUGCUCGGUGAAGUUUUAAAGAAACCAGUGCAGACAACAGUCGAGAAAAGUCGCAAAACAAUGCUUCGAUUUGAUCCUAGUCAACCUGAUCAUUCAAAAUAUGAAAUACCUGUCCAAAAAAGUCAAGAUAAAUCAAAGAAACGAAAGAAGGAAGAAGAAACAUCUAAAGAACCAAUUGAAGAAAAACUCCCUGAAGUUUCCGCCGAUACUUUCUAUCAAAUCAACGAAGAGAUACCGUUUCAACAAACGGAAAACGGUGAAGCAUUUAGUUUCCUUAAGGCGUUGGGUCGUGAUGAAGACUAUCCACAAAAUGAAGAACCCAGCGUUGUUCAAAAUGGAGUUGAAGAAGAUAUGAAGAAGAAACGUGGUAAAAGUAGCGAUAAUCCUUUCAAGUACGAUUCUACGGAUGAUGAAGACGACGAGGAUAAAUCAAACUCAAAAGUUACCGCUGACAAACAAGAAACCGCAGCAGUGCGGCCAAAGUUUUGGACUGAGAGCUUCUUCUUCAAGAAAGAUGAUUAUCGUUUCCAAGAGGGUAUAGACUUUGUUAAACGUAUGCACGGUAUGGAAGACGAUGGUGACUUCUCCAAAGUACGUAGGGAUCUCAAGAAGAUCGUCAAGCGCAAAGUGCGUAACAAUGAAAAGAAGAAGACAACGUUCCGCAAGAAGUUGGGCUCGGCGGCGUCCAAACGUCGCAAUCGGGUACAAAAAGCAAUGUAUAGAGGUGAACGUGUAUAACUAAAAUAAAAAUAGUCCUCGAAAUCAAAAAGAA
Messenger RNA from Dalotia coriaria, 1945 nucleotides. RefSeq names its product probable RNA-binding protein CG14230. The coding region runs from base 85 to 1911 and encodes 608 amino acids. The transcript is spliced from 3 exons. Lineage: Eukaryota; Metazoa; Arthropoda; Insecta; Coleoptera; Staphylinidae. Gene Ontology annotation, molecular function: RNA binding. The record is from RefSeq and is a predicted model, not a curated record.